AGUGACCUUUAAAAAAAAAAAAAAAACAUAAUUAUUCCAAACUUUUGACCCAAUGUAAACACUUAUCUCAUCCAUUUUUUGAGUGUAAAAACUAAUAUUUUUUUGUAAGUGCUAAAUCGCAAAAUAAGCAUGAAAGAACCACCUGGAAACCUCUGAUCUCUGGUCGUUGUGCACAGAUGAGAAAAAACCUGUAACUUCCUGCCUGAGUUCCUGUGGUUUCUGGAGUCUGUGUGAUGUUCUGUAGGCUGGCUGUGCCCUCCACUGGCUGAGCCGUCUUACUGAUCCCACCGCUGCCUGUUGGGCCAAAAGGAUGAUGGGACAUGCCAUAAAUUAAAACUUUUUUUAUCUUUUUUAUCUUUAGUCAUCAUCAGUCAACAGUCAAUAUACAGUAGAUAUUCAUCAGUAUUUCUGCAUUUUGAUGCUUGAAGACACUGCAGAUCUGAUCUGAAUAUGAAUUAUGAAUCAAAAAUAUCACAGUGCUCACCUGGGUUUUCAUUCUUUCAUUCUUCAGAGGGAGUAGUUUGAAUGGCAUGGGCUGGGGUUAGACGUCAAGUCCUGCCCCUUAACAAGAUGGGGGGCUGGAAGGGUAUAAAAUGUAUUUUGGUGCCCAGUCAAGCAUAAGGAAGUCAAAAGCACGUUUGCUGGUUGCUUUAUGUCUGCUGCACAGUUUCCCACAUAGACCUGUGCUAAAGAUGCUGUCACGAAAUCUUGUAAUUGCUUCAGUGGCUGUUGUGUUUCUGGCGUCCACCGUAUCAACGGCUCCUGUUGAAGAUAAGGAGCCCGAGGAAAAUGACUUUGAGGCUGAAGAGGGUGAAGAAGAACUGUCUGAGGAGGAAGAGGAUGAUGAUGACUCCAAAAGUCAGCAUAUGAAGGGAGCCGGAUCGCAGCAGGCCACUGCAGCACCCAAAGGCUUGGGUAUGACUCCUGGCAGCGGCGUCGCGGGCGAAUCCCCAAACGGUCAGAAACUUAAUGGUGGCACUCAAACUGGCCAAGUCUCAUCAAGCAGCACAUCAACAGCUUCAGAUGGAGCAAAUGGAAAUAACGGUCGAGAUGGUUACUCUCGCCCAUCUGGAUCAAGUUCUCAUGGUGCAAGUUACGAUGGACAAGAUGGGUCCAAAUCAGAGAUAGUUCCUUCAGGUGUAGGAGCUGGAGGAGCGGGUGCUAAUGGAGGUUCAGGAUCAAAAGUCCCUGGCACAGAUGGGGGCGUCCAUUCAGUGUCCAUAUCUGUUGUGUCAUCAGGUCAAGCGCCAUCAGGCCACAUAGCAGCAGAUCAUGGGUCAACAAUGUCAUCCAGCCACACGUUUGGCCACCCUUCAGCAGGGCAGACGUCAGGUGAUGUGGCAGUCGUUUCCUCCGAGGUCCAAUCACAGCCUGCAGGGUCAGAGGGAUUUGCUACACAAUAUGAAAAUGGGGAAAUGGCUCAUGAAGGAUCUCAAAUCGAGUCUCCAGAAAUCCCAGAGAUAGAAUCUAACGGUAAUGGGCACAAACAGCUACUGAAUGGAGGAGAAACAGGAUUCACAGGUUUGGAUCAUUUCACGGCAGACACAUCUCAGAUACAAGGAACAGGUGGUUUUGAUUCAUUUGGCACAAGCCCCCACCUGGAAAUUACAGGCAUAAUAGACCAAUCAAGCCACGACUUCCUUGUCGGCUUAAUGGGUGGAAUAGGAGAGAGCUUUGGUCCAGACACCCAAACAGACGGUCUAGGUACGCUUUUAGACCUCUUAGACACUCCUCCAGACGUUCCGCCCACAUGCCUAGUAACUGACGCUGUCUCAACAGAUCACAUGGGACUCGCAUUUCAGGUGGAUUCGGCAGCCGCUGGCCUGAGUCCAGGGCACCCGUCCAGUGGCGGCCCGGUUCUAGACGCUCCUCCAGACUCUCUGGGACCAGAUUAUGUAUCUGCUGACAAUGGGAAUGGUGAUUAUACGCACUCAAUCAGCACAUCUGAUAAUGGAGCACAAUCAAAAUCACCGGCUGAUACAACAGAUUCAUCUUUAGUCUUUGACACGAUGUCACAUCCGGGUCAUUCCUUCAUAGACUAUUCAGAAGGUGGGGCAGAUAAUGGUGCAGAUUCACCUGAUACGAACGGAAACGGAAACGGUCGGCACAAACCUGUGGUAGACAUACAAAAAGGUGACCCUCCAGCCAUUCAUCUCGACAUCAGCGGAACAGGCCAUCAGGACGCUGCGACGGAGAUGCAUCACACAGCUGGAGACCCGCAUGCCGUCAGCUCACAUCCAGAUGCAGUUGGCGCGCUUGAUCUAGUUGAUCACACCCUCAGCCCUUACGCUGACACGACUGGACGUGAUGGUGUCACCGGUGUCACAGACAUGGCAGGUGUGGCCGGUGAUCCGGUGACUGAAGGACAGGUUCAAACAGACAUGACAGGUAACCACGUUUCCUCAGCACAUCGAGACACAUGUCAGUCUAUCACUCUGGGCAGGGUUUCAUGUGUAGUGUGUGUUUCUGAAAAGCAGAUUCUGUUCAUGCGACUGGGACUGGAUUCACAGAUGCCUCAGAGACACAUAGUAGCAUGGUUCAGACAGACUUACCAGUCACAGGGGAUCCAUUCACAGGGGUUUCCUCACAGACAGACGCCAUGGGCACAGGCCAACCUGGUGCUACGGAACAGACACAGCCAGCUGUAUCAGCAGGUGAACAGUACCACACAUCUGGUCAGGGUCCUGAAGAAAAUGUGGAACUGGAAGAUACCUGCUGACUUCCACAUGAAGCCGCGAGUGAGGUUUCUGCGCUACAGAUUUCAGUGUACGGACCAGUACGCCUGGCAGAGGAACCGUGAACCCGCCCGCUAGACUUUAGGUCUCCUUUGUGUGUGUGUCCGUUUGUUUUAUUUUUUGACUAUUUAAACAUUCAGAGGAUUCUGUAACUUAACUUUUUAUUGUGCCUGUUUAUAAAAGUGCCCUGUAAGUAUUUUAUUCAUUGGUGUGCCGAAACAAAAAUCAAACUUUGAAUGAGAAAAGUCACGAUUUGAAACGUAAACGCGCUGUGUAAAUUCAAUGGUUGUUUUCCCCCCUAUAAUGUCGCUACUGUAUUUUCUUGCCUAGAUGUUCUAGCAAUAUUCUUUACAAAUGUCACAAAUUGUAUAUUGCUGAAUGUAUGUCAUUUGAAGAUAAUCUUUACAUUAAAUUGAACAUCUAUUUUGAACAUCAAA
Molecule: messenger RNA, 3172 nt
Organism: Megalobrama amblycephala (Wuchang bream)
Lineage: Eukaryota; Metazoa; Chordata; Actinopteri; Cypriniformes; Xenocyprididae
Exons: 39
Coding region: 594-2813 (739 amino acids)
Source: RefSeq, a predicted model, not a curated record